UGUGCUAGGGGAGGAGGACGACCGCCCCCCUCUGUAUCCCUGCCUGAGUGGGACCCAACCCAGGAGAAGUUAUGGAGAUUCAACAGCAGCCAACCAAAGAACGUCGACCACGUCCUAAACAAGCAAGGACAAGGACAAGCCAGAAGACUACAAGUCGGCAAGAAGAACCUUCCGACAACAACAACCCAUCAGAGGAAUCCGGAAGGAAGAUUCAGAAGAUCCCACGUUUCAGCGAAUCAGAGAGCAGUGCCUUGGUCGAAGCUGUGGACAGAUCCUAUGACAUGCUGUACAGACCAAGGGCACAGAGCACAGCACCAAAACUUAAAAGGAAGAUUUGGAACAACAUUGCUAAACAGAGUCACUGCAGUUUCUGGAAUCCGUCGGGACUUCAGGAACUGCAUGGAGAGAUACAGCGACUGCAGAAAACAAGUGAAGAAGAGAUGGGAAUGCAGUGACGCCAUGAGAUGGGAACCGGAGGUGGACCCGAUUUGAACCUCUGUCACGAAGGAGAUCUAAGAAGACAGCAGGAGAACGGAGGAUGGCUGCACACACAUCAGACACCAGGAGGGAACAACAUGUUCCCGAAUAACCUCCUGCCACAGAACUGGACGAAUCUGUGCCACUCGACACAGAAGACAUGCCACAAACCAGCUCCGGAUUGGCCUCAGGAAUUGGGCCAUACUUCAGGCCAGAAUUACUACAGGAAGAAUCGGAAGAGGAGGAUGUGGAUCCACAGCCACCUGUUUCCAUGCCUCUUCUUCAGCAAUUCCAUUGGUGCCGGAUCUUCAAUGAGGAAAGCCACCUUCACAAGUGGAAAGAGUCUGCAGCUGCGUCAGGACUCCUUCAGGGACACAGUCAACAUCCAAUUGGAGGGCAUGAGGAGGACAAUGGAGAGUAUGGUCAACACUCUCCAAAAAAUUCAGAAGACACAGCAACAGGAUCGACACACCAUCAUGGACAGUCUUCAGAUUCUCACAACAGCUGUCUGCAAAUUGGUGGACAACGCGGCGUGUCAAAGCGCCACAAUGGACAGCAUGGCAGCCAGCCAUCAGCAAACAGCAGAAAGUCUCAGCCUCAUCGCGACUUACAUACAGCUCAUCUCAGAAAAACUUCCUGGAGCACCGCAACCAAUGCCAAGACCACCACCUCCAGCUGCACAGAGACCCCCACUGUAUGCCCUUGUUUCAACAACACCGUGGUAAGGACAAUCACACCAAUACCAAGGGUAUCAAGGGAUGUAACCCGUCUGCAGGCAUACGCGUGCAGCUGCACCAACAAGACCUCCAAGAAGAUGGCCACCACCAAACACACCACCAAUUCCGGAUCCAGAUGAAGAAGAGGACACUGGAGACUAAACAUGGUUGUGUAAUUUCAUUCUUUUGUAUGUGUAUUUUUGUGUCCCCUUAUUCUCCCUCCCAUUAAUUUAUUUUUUUCUUUGCAAUGUUUUAACAUGUUUUUUUCCCCUGAGUAGGUUUUAAAUUACAAAGGAGUUGGGCAUACGAUCUUAGGUAUACAUGCGCGUGCAUGUAAAAAUGUGAAAGGAUGACAGCUUCUUUAUAUUUUGGCUACGGUUUAUUCAAAUGGGCCAAAAAGAGCAAAUUCUGAUCCCACGUUUCUAUUUUUUUUUUUUUUUUUUUUUAAAUGAUUUGAGUUUGUCCCAUGAUGUGUUAGAGGAUUAUUCACUUGUGUUUUCCAAUAAGGAUGGUCCAAAAUUCGGCUUCAGGAAAUCGAAGACCGUGGAGAGGUAACAAUGGUAUUCUACAAAAAGAAAAACAUAAUGGUCUAUCUAGUUCAAGAAUCACA
Molecule: messenger RNA, 1803 nt
Organism: Pseudophryne corroboree (corroboree frog)
Lineage: Eukaryota; Metazoa; Chordata; Amphibia; Anura; Myobatrachidae
Exons: 5
Coding region: 465-1202 (245 amino acids)
Source: RefSeq, a predicted model, not a curated record